AUGGCCGGCCGUGGCGGCGGGGCGUUCGCGCUCGUCGCGCUGUGCAUGCUCGAGCUCGCGCUGCAUGUCGCCAGCGCCGCCCCCGGACCCGCCCCCGCCCCCGCGCCGGAGGGGCUCGUGCCGGCCAUCUUCGUGUUCGGUGACUCGACGGUGGACGUCGGCAACAACAACAAGCUGCGGGGCUGCAAGGCCGAGUGCAGGGCCAACUACCCGCAGUACGGCGUCGACUACCCCUCCUCCCGCGCGCCCACCGGCCGCUUCAGCAAUGGCAAAAACCUCGCUGACUACAUAGCUAUCUUCCUGGGAUUCGACGAGAGCCCACCUGCUUACCAUUCCCUCCCGGCUAAGGGCGUCGUUCCACAGAUGAAAAGCGGCGUCAACUUCGCAUCAGGAGGGUCAGGCCUACAGGAGAACACGGGCCUACUCCCUUGUGGGCGACCAGUGUACAGCAUGACCGACCAGCUCGAGAAGUUCACGGCGGCCGUCCAGAUGAUGGGGGACGACUCGGACGACCUCAUCUCCAGAUCGCUCUUCUUCAUCAGCGUCGGCAGCAACGACCUGUUCGAGUACGCCUACCCCUGGCCGACGCCCCCGAACCGCAACGACACCGCCUUCCUGGGAUGCCUCGUCGACCAUUACAAGACCUACCUGCAGGAGCUGUAUGCGGCCGGGGCGAGGAAGUUCAGCAUCGUCAGCCCGUCGCUGGUGGGGUGCUGCCCGUCGCAGAGGGCGGUGGCGGUGACACAUAACAAUGACACCGACGAGUUCAACUGCUUCGGCGCGGCGAACAAGCUCUCCAGGCAGCUGUACCCAAUGAUAGACUCGAUGCUGCAGGGCCUCAACGCUGAUCUGGACGGCAUGAACUACUCCCUCUCCGACUCCGUAGGGAUGGCCCAAAUGGUCUUCGCCAGCGGCGGAAAAGCCGUCAACCUGACGGUGGUGGACACGGCGUGCUGCGCCGGCACAGGACGGUUCGGGGUGGGCCAGUGCAACACCUCCGCCAAGCUCUGCCCAAACCGCGACGACUUCAUGUUCUGGGACGGCUUCCAUCCGACGGAGGAGGCGUCGUUCCUGGCCGCGAUCGAGAUCUUCGGCGACACCGGCAAAUACCUCCACCCGAUGAACGUGAGGCAGCUGGCGGCGCUCUAAGCGUGUAGAGCCGCGCAGGCGACCUGACUUGUUUCUACGUGCUCCGCCGACGUCUUGGUGUUGCUGAUUAUUCCAGAAUAAGAAGUGGUGUGGGUAAACCUGUAGGGCGGGGAGCCAGAAAAUUUGGCCACUGGUUCGCUCAUCCACUCGUUACGAGAACUUGAUAUGAAAUUAUGAAGAUUGAACUUUACAGUCUUGCUAAAUCACAGUCGACUGAGAUUUUGUUAUGUCUCAGUCGAUGCUAUAUGAAAUUUUACAAUGAGAUUCGUGCAUAAAAAUAUUCUUCAGAUUUUUUUUAUAGUAAUGUCACUUGACUGAGACUUGGUUAAGUAGUCUUAGUCGACUAAAAUGUAGCCACACCCUAGAGCAUGAAUCCAUAUAAAAAGAAAAAAGAAAAAAUGCACAAAUCUUCAUAUAAUAUCUCAUGAAUAUAGUAUCGAGUGAGACUUAAUUAAGUCUUAGUCAACUAAGAUUUAGCGAUCCCGUAAACUUUAAAGUCUAGUUAUAACAAACGUAUAACACCCAUAAACAUUAUAACGAAUAGAAAUAUAGUCUCACGUACCACCUAUGGUUUUGCAUUAAAAACUGAAUAGUGCAAGACAUACCGGCUCGAUAAAAUUAUAAACGGGAUUGCUAA
Molecule: messenger RNA, 1786 nt
Organism: Aegilops tauschii subsp. strangulata
Lineage: Eukaryota; Viridiplantae; Streptophyta; Magnoliopsida; Poales; Poaceae
Product: GDSL esterase/lipase At1g33811-like
Molecular function (GO): hydrolase activity, acting on ester bonds
Source: RefSeq, a predicted model, not a curated record